This is a messenger RNA of Paraglomus occultum, 450 nucleotides long. The record is from the annotation of a GenBank genome assembly. NCBI's taxonomy places the organism in Eukaryota, Fungi, Glomeromycota, Glomeromycetes, Paraglomerales, Paraglomeraceae.
GCUGAGAAUGCGAAGCUAAAACAAAUUAUUGAAGAAAAUGCUAAACGCGAAGCCGAGAACAUUAACCUUAAGAUGGAACUAGAAAAAAAUAAAAAAAAUAUCACUUAUCUCUCAGCUGAAAAUUCUGAGCUUAAAAUCAAAGUGGCAAAAUUAAGCUGUGAUUUCGAGGAAAUAAAAUCAAAGGGAAUAAUCACCGAUUUUCCGGAGCAAUUGUCAAAUUCCGAGAAAAAGAUAGUAAGUGUUUCUACCGAAAUCGAAAAUUCUAGCAUUACCCCCGAACAAAUAGACUUACAUACUGGGAAUGUUUCGGCAUCAGAUAUAUCCGAUGACGCUUCAAAUUCUGAUGAUAUUCCCACAAAAGAAAUUUCGCCACUUAAUGAGAGUCAACCCGAUAAGAAGGAAGCUAUUACUCCCGACCCUAUAACCGGAAUAGAACAUAGCUCAACCCAG